Molecule: messenger RNA, 4346 nt
Organism: Urocitellus parryii (Arctic ground squirrel)
Lineage: Eukaryota; Metazoa; Chordata; Mammalia; Rodentia; Sciuridae
Source: RefSeq, a predicted model, not a curated record
CCUCCUUCCCUCCUCUCCUCCUCCCUUCCCUUCCCCUCUCCUCCCCUCUCUCCUCCUUCCCCCCUCGGUCCGCCGGAGCCUGCUGGGGCGAGCGGUUGGUAUUGCAGGCGCUCACUCUCCGGGGCCGCCCGGCGGGUAGCUGGCGGGGGGAGGAGGCAGGAACCGCGAUGGCGCCUCAGAAGCACGGCGGUGGGGGAGGGGGCGGCUCGGGGCCCAGCGCGGGGUCCGGGGGAGGCGGCUUCGGGGGUUCGGCGGCGGUGGCGGCGGCGACGGCUUCGGGCGGCAAAUCCGGCGGCGGGGGCUGUGGAGGCGGCGGCAGUUACUCGGCCUCCUCCUCGUCUUCCGCGGCGGCAGCGGCGGGGGCCGCCGUGUUACCGGUGAAGAAGCCGAAAAUGGAGCACGUCCAGGCUGACCACGAGCUUUUCCUCCAGGCCUUUGAGAAACCAACACAGAUCUAUAGAUUUCUUCGAACUCGAAAUCUCAUAGCACCAAUAUUUUUGCACAGAACUCUUACUUACAUGUCUCAUCGAAACUCCAGAACAAACAUCAAAAGGAAGACAUUUAAAGUUGAUGAUAUGUUAUCAAAAGUAGAGAAAAUGAAAGGAGAGCAAGAAUCUCAUAGCUUGUCAGCUCAUUUGCAGCUUACAUUUACUGGUUUCUUCCACAAAAAUGAUAAGCCAUCACAAAACUCAGAAAAUGAACAAAAUUCUGUUACCCUAGAAGUCCUGCUUGUCAAAGUUUGUCACAAAAAAAGAAAGGAUGUAAGUUGUCCAAUAAGACAAGUUCCCACAGGUAAAAAGCAGGUGCCUUUGAAUCCCGACCUCAAUCAAACAAAACCUGGAAAUUUCCCGUCCCUUGCAGUUUCCAGUAAUGAAUUUGAACCUAGUAACAGCCAUAUGGUGAAGUCUUACUCAUUGCUAUUUAGAGUGACUCGUCCGGGAAGAAGAGAGUUUAAUGGAAUGAUAAAUGGAGAAACCAAUGAAAAUAUUGUGUUGCCCAGGGUGGCCUCAAAUUCCUGGGCUCAAGGGAUCUUCUUCCURCCUUUCCCUGGCGAGCGCUUACAGCUUUUAGAUGGGGAAUAUGAAGUAGCCAUGCAGGAAAUGGAAGAAUGUCCAAUAAGCAAGAAAAGAGCAACAUGGGAGACUAUUCUUGAUGGGAAGAGGCUGCCUCCAUUUGAAACAUUUUCUCAGGGACCUACAUUGCAGUUCACUCUUCGUUGGACAGGAGAAACCAAUGAUAAGUCUACAGCUCCUAUAGCCAAGCCACUUGCCACUAGAAAUUCCGAGAGUCUCCAUCAAGAAAACAAACCUGGUUCAGUUAAACCUACACAAACUAUUGCUGUUAAAGAAACAUUGACUACAGAUCUACAAACAAGAAAAGAAAAGGAUACUUCAAAUGAAAACAGACAAAAAUUAAGAAUAUUUUAUCAGUUUCUUUAUAACAACAAUACAAGACAACAAACUGAAGCAAGAGAUGAUCUGCAUUGUCCUUGGUGCACUCUGAACUGCCGCAAACUUUAUAGUUUACUMAAGCAUCUUAAACUCUGCCAUAGCAGAUUUAUUUUUAAUUAUGUUUAUCAUCCAAAAGGUGCUAGGAUAGAUGUUUCUAUCAAUGAGUGUUAUGAUGGCUCCUAUGCAGGAAAUCCUCAAGAUAUUCAUCGCCAGCCAGGUUUUGCUUUUAGCCGAAAUGGACCAGUAAAGAGAACACCUAUCACACACAUUCUUGUUUGCAGGCCAAAACGAACAAAAGCAAGCAUGUCUGAAUUUCUUGAAUCUGAAGAUGGAGAAGUGGAACAGCAACGAACAUACAGUAGUGGCCACAAUCGUCUGUAUUUUCACAGUGAUACAUGCUUACCUCUCCGUCCACAAGAAAUGGAAGUAGACAGUGAAGAUGAAAAAGAUCCCGAAUGGCUAAGAGAAAAAACCAUUACACAAAUUGAAGAAUUUUCUGAUGUUAAUGAAGGAGAAAAAGAAGUGAUGAAACUAUGGAAUCUCCAUGUCAUGAAGCAUGGGUUUAUUGCUGACAAUCAAAUGAAUCAUGCCUGUAUGCUGUUUGUAGAAAAUUAUGGACAGAAAAUAAUUAAGAAGAAUUUAUGUCGAAACUUCAUGCUUCAUCUAGUCAGCAUGCAUGACUUUAAUCUUAUUAGCAUAAUGUCAAUAGAUAAAGCUGUUACCAAGCUCCGUGAAAUGCAGCAAAAAUUAGAAAAAGGAGAAUCUGCUUCCCCUUCAAGUGAAGAAAUAACUGAGGAACAAAAUGGAACAGCAAAUGGAUUUAGUGAAAUUAACUCAAAAGAGAAAGCUUUGGAAACAGAUGUUGUCUCAGGGGUUUCAAAACAGAGCAAAAAACAAAAACUCUGAAAAGACCUAACCCCAUGUUAUGGACAAACACUGAAAUUGCAUUCUAGGGAAUUCAGCCUCUAAGAAGAGUUGUUUUUGUUUUUAAAUCAUAGGUUCCAAACAGGCACUGUUAGAUGAAGUAAAUGAUUUCAACAAGGAUAUUUGUAUCAGGGUUCUAUUUCACUUGAUUAUGCAGCAUUACAUGUAUAUCAGUUUUAUUGAUGUCAUUAAAACAUUUUCUAGUUUGAGCAUGAAAAGCAAUACUUCAAAGAAAGUACUUUUAACUGCAACAAUUGUCUUAUUAAAUACAUUGAAUUAAUCUAGAAAUUAUUUCAUAUUUAAAUUAUAAUGCUUUUUGCAUUUGUGACUAGCUGUUUUUCUAUUUUGUAAUUGUGAAACAUUUUCUUGGAGGGAAAAUUGGAAUGUGAUUCUCUUUUUUAGAAAUUGAAGAUUUUUGUGAAAUUGAAAUUGUUGCAUUACUACAUGCAAUCAAACCUUGAUCCUUGAUUUUGAAAUCAUCAAUUUGGAAUGAAAAAUUACAAUGCAAGAUAUUUUACUUAAGUUUCUUUUACAAUUUUAAGGUAGCACUUCUUCAUCUAAUGCCUGUUUGAGAAGAUGUUAAUUUUUCAUAUUGUUGACAGUAAAAUGUCAUGUUGGUUUAUAWGGGUUACUGAUCAUUUGUUUUCACAUGGAUAAAUUUAGUGCAUUGUUCACCUAUGUGUUUUUUUCAAACUUGAACAUUUAUUUUCUUUUUAGGUAAUCAUAUGGAAAAUUCAGCUGUWUGAAUCUUUUCAUUAGAAUAAUAAUCCAAGGAAAGAAUCCAAGUUUGAGAAUUUUAAGAUGCCACUUUCGGGGAGGGGAAGUGUUCUAUAAAAAAUGAUGCAGAAAAUGUUACACUUUUGUUUUUGUUGUUUUCAUUGCAAGGGUGUCUUUGUAAUGUAUUUCAUGAUUAGAAUAUCCAAUACAGAUAAGCUGACUUGAAUUGUUUUUGAGCAAUUUUGCCCUGUGUUAUGUGUUUUACGCACAUAUUUGCAGUUGGAUUUUCUCCAACAGAAAGCAGUUUCACUACUGGCACAUUAAUAAGCACCAAUAGGUUUUUAUUCCAACUCCAAGCACUGUGGUUGAGUAACAUCACCUCAAUUUUUUAUUAUCCUUUAAAGAUACUGCAUUUUCAUACUCUUUAUUUAUAAAGGAUCAAUGCUGCUGUAAAUACAGGUAUUUUUAAUUUUUUAAUUUCAUUCCAUCACCAUCAGAGCAGUUCCCUAUUUUGUUUAGUGAAGGGAUAUAUAAGCUUUCUAAUGGUGUCUUCAGAAAUUUAUAAAAUGUAAAUACUGAUUUGAUUGGUCUUUAAGAUGUGUUUAACUGUGAGGCUAUUUAACUAAUAGUGUGGAUAUGAUUUGUCAUCCAGUAUUAAGUUCUUAGUCAUUGAUUUUUGUGUUCAAAAAAUAGGAAAGAGGGAAACUGCAGCUUUCAUUACAGAUUCCUUGAUUUGUAAGCUCUCUAAAUGAUGAGUUCCAGUAAACUCUCAUUUUGCCUCUGAGUAGUGGAUUUUGAGCAUUUCUCUUGGGCUUUAAUUUGCUAAAGCUGUGCACAUAUGUAAAAAAAAUAAAAAUAGAUUAUUUUAGGGGAGAUGUAGGUGUAGAAUUAUUGCUUAUGUCAUUUCUUAAGCAGUUAUGCUCUUAAUGCUUAAAAGAAGGCUAGCAUUGUUUGCACAAAAAGUUGGUGACUCCCUCCCCCAAAUAGUAAUGAAAUUACUUCUGUUGAGUAAACUUUUUAUGUCAUCUUAUAAUAAAAGCUGAAAAAAUCCCUUUGUUUCUAUUUAUAAAAGAAAUGCUUUUCUAUAUGUACCCUUGAUAACAGAUUUUGAAGAAAUCAUGUAAGAUGAUAAAGCAUUUGAAUGGUACAGUAGAUGUAAAAAAAAUUCAGUUUAAAAGAACAUUUGUUUUUACAUUAAAUGUUUAUUUGAAAUGAUUUUGUACAUAAAGUUCAAUAAUAUAAAAGCUGUAUUUC